Molecule: messenger RNA, 2952 nt
Organism: Sphaeramia orbicularis (orbiculate cardinalfish)
Lineage: Eukaryota; Metazoa; Chordata; Actinopteri; Kurtiformes; Apogonidae
Product: mucin-5AC-like
Exons: 8
Coding region: 1-2952 (983 amino acids)
Source: RefSeq, a predicted model, not a curated record
AUGGCUUCACCAACUGCAACUAAAGCUUUCAAAAUUACAACUGUUGCCCCAACUACAACAACAUCUGCCCAAAUAAAUACUACAGCUGCCCCAACUUUAACCACAGCUAGCCCCACUACAACUACAACUAAAGCUGCCCCAACUACAACCACAGCUGCACAAACUACAACUACAGCUUCCCCAACUACAACAUCUGCCCAAACGACAACAACUGCCACACCAAACACUAACACAGAAGCCUUCACUACAACCACUGCUGCUCCAACUACAACUACAGCUUCCCCAAUUACUACUACAGCUGCACAAACUACAACGACAGCUGCCCCAACGACAACAACUGCUGUAACAACUACUACCACACCUUCCCAAACUACGACCACGGCUUCCCCAACUACAACUACAGCUUCCCAUACUACAACAACUGCAGCACCGACUACAACAACUGCUGCACCAAAAACCACAAAAGCUGCCCUUACUACAACCAAAGCUAGCCCCACUACAAUUAUAGCUACUCACACUACAACCACAGCUGCACGAACUACAACUACAGCUUCCCCAACUACAACUGCUGCCCCAACUACUACAAUUACUGCUAAAAAAACAACUGCAGCUUCCCCAACUACAAAAAAAUGCCGCACCAAAAACAACUACAGGUUCACCAACUACAACUACAGCUUCCCCAACUACAACUGCUGGCCCAAGUACAAAAACUGCCACACAAACAACAACUACAGCUUCCCCAACUACAACGACAGCUGCCCCAACGAUAAAAACUGCUGCACGAACUACGACAACAUCCGCACCAACAACUACCACAGAAGCCACAACUACAGCUUUCCGGACUUCAAAAACUGCAGCACCGACUACAACAACUGCUGCACCAACAACCACCACAGCUGCCCUGACUACAACCAAACUGUACAAACAAAAACUACAACUUCCCAGACUAUAACUACUGCCCCAACGACAACAACUGCAGCACCAACAACUACCACAGAAGCCCCCACUACAACAACAGCAUCCCCUACUACAACUACAGCUGCACCAACAAUGACAGCUGCACCAACAACAACCACAGCUGCCCCAACCACAACCACAGAUAGCCCCACUACAACUACAGCUGCACCAACUACAACCACAGCUGCACCAACUAAAACUACACCUUCCCAAACUACAACUACUGCCUCAACGAAAACAGUAACACCAACAACUACCAUAGAAGCCCCCACUACAACCACAGCGUCCCCAAAUAAAACUACAGCUUCCCCAACUACUACAACUGCUACACCAACAACAACUGCUUCACCAACUACAACCACAGCUUCCCCAACUACAACCACCGCAAGCCCCACUAAAACCACAGCAAGCCCCACUACAACUACACCUACCCCAACUACAACUACAGCUGCUUCCCCAACUACAACUGCUGCCCCAACUACAAAAACUGCUGCCCAAAUAACAACUACAGCUGCACCAGCUACAACUACAGCUUCCCCAACAACAACAACUGCUGCACCAACUACAACAACUGCCGCACCAACAACAACUACACCUGCCCAAACUACAAUGACAGUUUCCCCAACGACAACAACUGCUGCACCAACCACGACAACUGCCGCACCAACAACUACCAAAGAAGCCGCAACUACAACUACAGCUUCCCCAACUUCAAAAACUGCUGCACCGACUAAAACAACUGCUGCACCAACAAUCACCACAGCUACCCAAACUACAACCACAGCUAGCCCCACUACAACUACAGCUGCCCCAACUACAACCACAGCUGCACAAAUUAAAACUACAGCCUUCCCCAACGACAACAACAGCUACCCCAAUGACAACAACUGCUGCUCCAACUACAACUACUGCCGCACCAAUAACAACUACAGCUGCCCCAACGACAACUGCCCCAACGAUGACACCAACUGCACCGACUACAACUGCCGCACCAACAACUACCACAGAACUUCCCCAACUACAACUGCUGCCCCAACGAUAACAACUGCCAAACCAACUACUACCAUAGAAGCCUUCACUACAACCGCAGUGUCCACAACUACAACUACAGCUUCCCCAACUGCUACAACUGCUGCACCAACUACAACCAUUGCUACCCAAACUACAACUACAGCUAGCCCCACUACAACUAAAGCUGCACCAACUACAACCAAAGCUUCACCAACUACAACUACAACUUCCCCAACUACAACUACUGCCCCAACAACGACAACUGCCGCACCAAAAACUACCAAAGAAGCCCCAACUACAACUACAGCGUCUCCAACUACAACAACUACUGCACCAACAACCAUCAUAGCUUCCCCAACUAAUACCACAGCAAGACCCACUACAACUACUGCUUCCCCAACUAAAACCACAGCUGCACCAACUACAACUACAGAAUCCCCAACUACAACUGCUGCCCGAACGAAAACAACUGCCACACCAACAACUACCACAGAAGCCCCCACUACAACAACAGCGUCCCCAACUACAACUACAGCUGCACCAACAAUGACAGCUGCACCAACUACAACCGCAGCUGCACCAACUAAAACUACAGCUUCCCCAACUACAACUACUGCCUCAAUGAAAACAGUCACACCAACAACUACCAUAGAAGCCCCCACUACAACCACAGCAUCCCCAACUAAAACUAAAGCUUCCCCAACUACUACAACUGCUGCACCAACAACAACUCCUUCACCAACUACAACCACAGCUUCCCCAACUACAACCACCGCAAGCCCCACUAAAACCAUAGCUAGCCCCACUACAACUACAGCUACCCCAACUACAACUACAGCUGCCAAAACGACAACAACUGCUGCACCGACUAUAAAAAAUGCCGCACCAAAUACUACCACAGAAGCCUCAACGACAACCAAAUGCUGCACCAACUACGACAACGGCCACAUCAACAACUACCACAGAAGCCGCAACUACAACUAA